AUGAGCGCCCACGUUGUGGUGAUCGACGCGACGGCCAGGCGGGCAACUGUCAAGACAACCCCAGGCAAACACUUGACCGAUGUUUUGGAAGAAGCAUGCUCAAAGCUUGGUUACAAUUCCAGUCAAUAUGGUCUCAAACACAACGGCAAACAACUGGACCUCUCCCUCUCCUUCCGUCUCUCUGGCCUCAGUUCUGGAGCAAAGCUCGAGCUUGUACAGCUAUCCCGCUCUCCCUCAGUUGUCACAGUCGCUCUUCAACUUCCUGAGUCUGAAGCCCGCGGGGCUCAAAACGGACGCAUACUAGACAAGUUCCCCAGUACGACAACACUUUGGCUGGUCUUGCGCAAAUUUGAGGCUGGAGUAGCAGGAACUGGACCUGUUCGGAACCUCACCGCACGCGGGGUCCCUGCUACUACUGGUGACUCUGGUGCAGGGCGGCUCUUCUACGAGAUUCCGGUCCUUCAAAUCCUGGAGCGCGAGCUGUCAAGCUUCACGGACCUGCAGAAAUCCCUGGCCCAGCUGGGGUUCAAUAGUGGCAACGUGCUUAUCCGACUCAGCUUCCGGCGGACAGAGGAGCCACUCGAUAUAGCGAUGACAAAGAUUGGUGAAUACUUCAAGUCGGCCGAGGACGAACUGCCAGCAGCGCACCCAAAUCGGGCCUCCACAGCUUCUACCGCAGAGGAAACGACCAGUGCGCCUGACGAACAGGCGGCUGCCUCUAAACAAUCAGAGGUUCCGGGUGAACAGGCUGUUUCCGCAGCUACUGGACAGGAAAACUCGCUUCCAGGAUCUGCUCCCGAGCAACCUGCGUCAACAUCAACCUCCGGCCGGCCUAUCACGGUCUUCUCUCCACCGACAAAUGAUACCCCAUCCUCCGCGCAAUUAUCUUAUAAUGAAGAAGAUUAUGUUCCUUCUGUUGAGCACGCAAAAGCUCAUCAGCGGCUUCUUAACCAGUCCUCGCGCAACAAACGCCUCCCAACAGAUGCUGAAAUCGCUGCGAAGGUAGCCGCAGAGAAGAAGCGACUCUCUGAGAUCCGUGAAGUAGACGUGAAGGUCCGCUUUCCAGAUCAGAGCCAGGUGGUAGCCAAAUUUGGGCCGAUGGACUCUGGGUUGUCACUUUAUCGAUUCGUGCGGAGCUGUCUUGCACCGCCAUUCGCGGCAGAGCAGUUCACUUUAAAUGUCUUCUCCAACCCGACGACUGCUCGAACUGCGCAUGCAAAUGCUAUCCCUGAGUCGGAUCAGUCGCUGUUAAUCAAAGACCUUGGCUUAGCUGGCCGAGUAUUGGUCAAUUUCUCCUGGGCUGGUGCCUCCGUAGGCAGCCAGCACCGAGCAGACAUUUUACACCCAGGGCUGCGCAGCCAGGCGCAAGAGCUCAAGGUCGAACAGCCCCGAGAGUCCGUGCAGGAGCCUUCUGCUUCUACUUCAGCAGAGGCAGGGCCCAGUGGUGACCGCGAGGGAGGCAAGCCUGGCGGAGCUCGAAAGAGUGGCGCUAUGCCCAAAUGGCUGAAGCUGCCGGGGAAGAAAUGA
This is a messenger RNA of Penicillium canariense, 1527 nucleotides long. RefSeq names its product putative UBX domain protein. The coding region runs from base 1 to 1527 and encodes 508 amino acids. The record is from RefSeq and is a predicted model, not a curated record. Gene Ontology annotation, molecular function: protein binding. The transcript is spliced from 2 exons. Lineage: Eukaryota; Fungi; Ascomycota; Eurotiomycetes; Eurotiales; Aspergillaceae.